AUGUUCAAAUACAUUUGUUUGUUUCUUUCAUAUUCAAUAUUUUGGGUUAUUGAAUGUCAACAUCAAGAUUUCAGUUCUGUUACUAAUACUAAUAAUAAUAAUAAUACUAAUACUACUAGUGUUGCUGAUAACAGAUCGAUUCCAAUUAAAGGAAUACUUCCAGGUGUUGGUUUGCUAAUUGGGAUUUUAUUCAUUCUUAUAUUCCUUAUCAAGUGUUGUAAGCCUAAUAAAUUAAAUAAUAGUAUGAGUCGAAUUAAAAUAUCAUUUUCACAUCAUGAUGAAACUAAAAUUUGGUCGACAAAUUUAGAAAACGAAAUUACUCGAGAUUACGGUGAUUUACAAUAUGACAAUGAUGAAUAUCAUUGUAAUGAAAAUACCAUUACAAAUAGUUCUACGUAUAAAACGCAGUCAAUUGCUGAUGACAUGUCAUCACUGGACUUGGAAACACAAGAAAUUGAUGAAAAUGAGUGGUGUGCUAUAUCAAAUAAUGUUACAUCAGUAAAAAUGGGGAAAAAGUAA
Messenger RNA from Schistosoma spindalis, 519 nucleotides. The record is from the annotation of a GenBank genome assembly. NCBI's taxonomy places the organism in Eukaryota, Metazoa, Platyhelminthes, Trematoda, Strigeidida, Schistosomatidae.